Molecule: messenger RNA, 2391 nt
Organism: Stegastes partitus (bicolor damselfish)
Lineage: Eukaryota; Metazoa; Chordata; Actinopteri; Pomacentridae
Gene: chp1
Product: calcineurin-like EF-hand protein 1
Exons: 7
Coding region: 320-907 (195 amino acids)
Molecular function (GO): calcium ion binding
Source: RefSeq, a predicted model, not a curated record
AAACAGGAAGGUAACCUGCCCGAAACCCGUCUGAGUGACAUGAAAACGCGACAGACCGGAGAAAAGCUCUAAAGGCAAACGGGCUGCCCGCCGAGCCGCUUCGACAGACGGACACGAACCGGCUUUUCGGACCAAACUCCAGCUGUAACGGCUGCUUUAGUUUCUCUGCUGCUAGCGAGCGGAACGGGAUUGUUUUUUUGUAGCUAAGUUAGCUUGUUUGCUAACUUCAACAUCGACAGAGAUUCUUCCACAGCUACUCGGUGUUGCGCAAGGAGGCAAAGCAAGACAUCUCGUUUCUGACGCCCUUUAACAUUUCACAAUGGGAUCCAGAGCGUCCACGUUACUCCGAGAAGAGGAGAUCGAAGAAAUUAAGAAGGAGACUGGCUUCUCCCACAGUCAGAUCACCCGCCUGUACAGCCGAUUCACCAGCCUGGAUAAAGGGGAGAACGGCACCCUCAGUCGAGAAGAUUUCCAGAGGAUCCCAGAGUUGGCCAUCAAUCCUCUGGGAGACAGAAUCAUCAACGCCUUCUUCCCCGAGGGAGAGGACCAGGUAAACUUCAGGGGCUUCAUGCGAACUCUGGCUCACUUCAGGCCGAUUGAAGACAACGAGAAGAACAAGAAUCAAGCUGCCAGCGAGCCACUGAACAGCAGGACAAACAAGCUGCUUUUUGCUUUCCGUCUCUACGAUCUGGACAGAGAUGACAAAAUCUCUCGGGAUGAGCUGCUGCAGGUUUUACGGAUGAUGGUUGGUGUAAACAUUUCAGACGAACAGCUUGGCAGCAUCGCUGAUAGAACCAUCCAGGAAGCCGACACGAACGGAGACAACUCCAUUUCCUUCAAUGAGUUUAUCAAGGUCUUGGAAAAGGUGGACGUGGAGCAGAAAAUGAGCAUCCGGUUCCUGCACUAGGUUUCCUUUUUCUUACUUUGAGUAGAGCUUGAACAUGUCCGUUGAUGUCAGGAAACAACCUCAUCCAGCUUCUCACCGGGCGGCUGCAGCCCUUCACCACCAGUAACACGCUGUCAGACCAAGCAUUGGGUAGAUAACGUCAUAGGUUUUUGAGUUUCUGCCUUUGCACUUCUCUGUAAACAAAGGGAAAAGUUGCGUGCCUUGGGUUGUUUUAUGCAAUGUCACUAUGUAUUUUUUUUUUUUUCCUAGUUAUGGAACACUAUUUAUUAGUAAACUUUUAGAGGGGUCAUAGCUUGUACCACCGCUGUUCCACUUUUCACAUGAGAAAUGAUUUUCCAGCGCGGUACUAUAAAGCUUUUUGCUAUUGCAGUGAGUAAUUAAGUUUAAAUUCACUCAUGCUGAUAUUUAGCACAUGCUGCGUCUUUGUCUGUAUACAUAUGCAAUGGUUCAUGUGAUUCCUCCUCAGAAAAGUCAGUGUUUUUAACGCUAACAGGAUCUUCACAAUCCUUUUUUUUUCCUUUUUCUUUUUUCUUUGACUUGUGGCAGAGCCAGUCAGACCAGCCAGCUCUGAGGUAGUCCCUUGAAGCAAAGCAGGACCUGCUCCACAGAUUGUUGUUUUACUCACUGAAGUGCCAUGGCUGUGGUUCCUCUUUGUACGUUAUUUAUCUCAACAGACAGCAGGAACCUGUAGCCAUGUUUGUGUUUGUUGUUAUUUUUAACCUCGGUACUGCCAAUGGACUGUAAUUACUUUUUUCCGAAGCAAGUUUGACCCUUUUCCAAAGUCAGUAACCACCUGGGGGCCGCCGCUUGUUCAGUGUGAUAUUAAAGGAAAGGCUUGUUUAUUUACAGCUAAACACGGUGGCAGUAAGACUGAAGAGUUCACACAAAAUGGGGCAUCUUUUUAGUACGGGAGUCUUCCAGGUAACAAAAGUAGGUUUGAAAACUUGUAUCACCAGGAUUUAGCUGCCACCUGACCUGCUUUCUAAAAGUUUGUCCCUCUGAUUAAGACUUAGUUGCGGCCUGGCUGCCACUGCCAGAUCCUGUGGUGGAAACUGGGCUGUGGACCACUUAGGAAAUUUAGAACAAGUAGAGAAAACACGCUUAGCUUUUAUUUAUAUGAUCAGCCUCCCUGUGGUAAAGAACAAAAAUCUUUGUUGACCGAUGCACUGCUCAACAUUUGUCUUGCAGUUUCCUCGCUGACCAGCUCCAAAAGGGAAUCAAACGCAUUGAAAAAAAUAUCCAUUUUCAGUCAAAGCUAGUGCUCCAUGAACUGGAGAGCGAACGUCUGACUCUUUAAUCUGUAACGUGAGUUUGUUAAGUCACUACAAAAACACCCUCCAGCAGCUGAGUGCAGGAAAUACAGUUUAACCAUUUAAUCAAUCGUGAUUAUCUGUCAGGUGUGAUUGACAUGUUAUGUGAUGUUGGUCUCUGUAUUAUCAAAGUGAUUCAUGAAUUUGAUUUGAAUAAAAUAAGUGCCAUGCUUU